Messenger RNA from Aspergillus neoniger CBS 115656, 1557 nucleotides. RefSeq lists its product as uncharacterized. Lineage: Eukaryota; Fungi; Ascomycota; Eurotiomycetes; Eurotiales; Aspergillaceae. The record is from RefSeq and is a predicted model, not a curated record. The transcript has a single exon. Bases 302 to 1453 code for a protein of 383 amino acids.
GGGGCCUUCAGCAUGAAAUGUGUUGUUGUCUUGACAGAAGUCAUGGUGGUUUGGCAAAGGCAGAGACAGCGGCGUAACACAGCAAACCCAGCAAACUGGACAGUUCAAACAAGUGAAUGAUAGCACUUCCCGAAGUGGGCAGGUACGCUUCGCAACUCACAAUGUGCAAGUGCGUCACGUCGUCUGCAUCUCCAUGGCAUGACCCCGACGUCUCAUCGUUUUUUUACUAGCUUCUUCGUUUCUUUCAGCGUCUUGUCCUAUUCAGCUGUCUAGCACUGUCGUUCACCAGCGAAACUUCACCAUGGCGUCUCGUCGUCUACUCUUCACCAGACCGUCCACCGUGUACCGAGACGAAGAUCAUGAAUUUGACAACUACCAGGAUCUAGCCUCCUCUCAGCCAGUACCUUUGUUUCAGCUCUGCUCCAAGACAGGCUCGAAAAGAGGCGCCAAAACCCGAAAGCUUCUAUCAGAAAUGUCGUCAAGCAGCGAACCGAAAGAACCACGUCCCAUGAGCCAACAAAAGGCCUUAUCUCAUCUCUCAGCCAUACACCGUGCAAAUCAGGCAGACCGUCAUCUGAGCAUGCCUGCAGAGUCCUUCACACCUUCGCGUCUUGAAUCGCACGGAUGGGAGAGCAGCGAUGAUGGCCACUUUCAACGCAAUCCUUUGAGUUAUACCAGAUCCUAUGAGUCCUCCUACUCGCUGGGCACUCCUCUUCGUGAAUCGGUCUCCGAGCAUACCUCCUUGGACCUUUACGGAGCCAACUUUGAUCGAACCUACAGCCAGUCCCCUUACGAGUCCCUGCGAGUCCAAACCCGUCUCAAGCGUCCUGAAACCCGGAUUACAUCUGGCCUGGAGAUCUCAGGUCCUGGGGCUCAGUAUUCGACUACUAAUUUGGAGCGCGCGCGUACUCUUGAGCUGGAAAGGGAGGAGAAACAGCGCAGGUUCAAAGAAGAGGUCACCGCGCUGCUCAAGAACGUUGCACAGAAGCCUGAAAGUCCUAAACUGGACAAUGAGCAGUUUCUGGUCCGUGAAAUCGCUGUGGAGUCCAAUCCAGGCAAGACUCAUGCGCCACAGGAGAGUCAGGUAUCCAAGACCAAGUCUACCAGUAUAGCCAAUGUGUCUCACCUUGACAAUGACUCCACCGCUCAGGACGGCAUGUUGAGAACUCCUCCUGGACUCACCAGACCUGUUAGAGAAGCAGAAGCGUGGUUUCACAAGGAUAAUCGAGGACACAAAAAACUCCGCCAGCAAGUCAAGGGAAUCGCAGAGAACUGUGCUAGUGAGAACGAGAAACAGACGACACAGCUACUGGGUGAUGUAAUCAUCAAUCUCUAUUCCUACGUCGCCAAAGAUCGCAAGAAGCAGGCUGGCAACUUUGCUGACUGGGGAAGCGUGGAUCCUUAUUACUGUUCACCCAGCCAGGACGGCAACCAUAGCUACUUUGACUACUGAGCCUGUUCUGUGUGUCAAGAUGGCUUAUUUCAUGUACCAUCAGUGCGAGCAUGUCCUAUUUGAGGAGAUAAAUAGCCUACAAUAUGUAUUAUAAAGUGGAUGAG